Messenger RNA from Phytophthora nicotianae INRA-310, 11022 nucleotides. RefSeq lists its product as hypothetical. Gene Ontology annotation, biological process: protein targeting to vacuole; protein retention in Golgi apparatus. Bases 293 to 10957 code for a protein of 3554 amino acids. The transcript has a single exon. Lineage: Eukaryota; Oomycota; Peronosporomycetes; Peronosporales; Peronosporaceae. The record is from RefSeq and is a predicted model, not a curated record. Gene Ontology annotation, cellular component: extrinsic component of membrane.
GACAACUGCCAGUCCAAAGUUGAAGCGAACUGCAUUCUCAUUCCGCAUUGGCCGCGCGGACGGCUGGAGAGCCUAAGGGCGUCGCUACACCCCUCUAUUCUUCAUCUCCAUUCGUCUGUAUAACCUCGUCGAUAUAUACCGCACACUACAAGUUUACUCUCUCUCUCUCUCUCUUCUCCACUCCAUUCUACCUGGAGCCGUGCUCUUGUCGCCGCUGGACGCCGCCUAAAACUGGAGUAACCGCUCAGCGAACACUGUAUUGAGAUCAGACUGGUAGAAGAGAGGCUACAAAAUGUUUGAGAAGGUAGUGGAGUCGGUGCUGGAGGAGUAUGUAAGCGAGUGGGUGGAAGGGCUCGAUUCGGAGAAGAUGAAGGUCGCGUUGUUCGCCGGGAAGGUCGAAUUCCGAGACUUGAGGAUGCGUGGCGCCGCGUUGGACAAGUUUCAGCUGCCCAUGAAGAUGAAAUCGGGCAGCGUAGGUAAGUUGAGCAUCAAGGUACCGUGGAAGAAGCUCACGUCACAGGCCGUGAAGAUCAAGAUCGAAGAUGUGUUUCUAGUUGUGGAGCCCACGGAUCAGGAUGAAGCUGGUAAGAAUGAAGAAGAUGAUGACUCGUACUUGCUUCGCACACGUUGGGCAAAGCAACAGGAGGUGCGAAUGCUGGAGCUGCUGGAGAAGGUGAAGAAUGAUGGUAAUUCUUCAAGUGCAAGUGAACAUGAAGGAGACCCUGGAGCUGGAGAUCCAGAUCCGACAGCAUCUUGGAGCUACCGCAAGAAGAUAUUGAACACGAUCAUGGACAACGUCUCGUUCGAAUUCACAAACAUCCAUAUCCGGUACGAGGAUUCAAAGCACUUGGCGUCAUCGAUUCCUUUGGCGCUUGGACUUACGAUUGACUCGAUUAUGAUUUCGACAACGAAUGCUAAUGGGCAAGAAGAGUUCGUGGAUCGAGCCCAGGCUCGCACUGCAUUUGUGCACCGACGUUUGGAGAUGGUGCAAGCUAGUGUGUAUGGCGAUCACAUCGAAUCAUCUGGAGUGAAAGUCGGGAUGGGUCCGAUGACCUCGGGAUCGAAUAUCAUUCAUCCUUUCAGUACUCGAAUCAACCUGGCAAGAAACCACGACGAGCGGUCAGCAGCUACGAUCCCUAAAUUGCGAUGCUCGGCGGAGAUUAGCGCUAUUAGAGCGUGUUUAACUCCAGAGCAAAGUACCUUUCUGAUAGGUAUUGCAGACUUCGUGUCUGCUCACGAAAUGUACUUGAAGCGUCUGCAUUUCCAGCGGAAGCGACCUACUGUUCCUGUUCGUUCGAACGCGAGACUUUGGUGGCAAUACGCUUUGCGCGGUGUGAUGGAACUGCAUCCAAGCGCAGCUACUCUCAAGAUCAUAACGACAAGUAGAGGAAGCGGAAGUCCACCGCGUAAGGCAAGUAUUGCUACUCGUCGAUGUAAUUGGAAUCUUUUUGCGACACUGUGGUUUGCUCGGAAAGAGUAUAUUCAUUUGCACAAGAACAUGCUGCGUGCGGCAAAGAAGAAAAAGCUCGUUAUUGAGAGUUUGAUGGCAGAUCGGAAUCGACUUAACGAGCUGGAGGACAGUUUGGAAGUUCCGACGAUUGUCUUCUUCCGGUUGUGUGCCGCGAAAGAGAUUGAACUUGAAGGCCAAGGCAGCGAUUCUCCACGAAAAUUGUCACAGUGGAAAUCGAAGUGGUCAUCUGGACGAACAUCAAGUGGUAGUUUGAAUAGCGGUGCGUCAAGCGGGCGCGAUAAUUUUCUUGAGAAGAUAGAGCUCUAUCUAGCUGUGAAUGACCGAAUGCACGCAAAUUCGGAUGGUCGAACCUCUAGUUUUCACGAAGAACGGAAUGUGGAGGCAUUGCUCAUGGCUUUGGAUUUAGUCGUGAUUAGUUUUGAGGUUGUUCUUGUGGAGGAGUAUAAGGUCGGAGACAAGUCAGACACACGAGAUUUUUUGAGGUUUGAACUCAACGAGUUUGUCGUGACUGUGCUGCAGAGAACUAGCUCUUGCACCGUAGCAUUGCGGAUCACGUCCGUCCAGAUUCUUGAUUUCCGUCAAACUUAUGAGGUGGAACACCUAGAGAAGAAAGAACCGCAAGCGCUUCUCUCUAUGAUCGACACGAUCGCUCCUAAUGGCCAAGUUGCGACGCGCAAGAAUCCCUUCGUAGAAAUGAACAUCGAGUCGUCCGAGAACAAGUUCCAGCUUGAUUGCAAGUUUGAGAGGUUCCGCUACAUCCACAACCUAUACGCAACAUCAAAGCUACGCGCAUAUUUUAUUCCGAGAACGGAGGAGGUUGCGGCUCCAGCUUUUGUAAAGAAGGAAGCACCCUCUCCACCGAAGCUGACGCGGACACCAGCUGCGCUUCCUGCACAGUUGCUACGUAAGAAAUCCCUCGAGAAUGCGUUUGGAGCUCCUGAAAGCACAAAACAGCGUCGAAGUAGUAGCGUACGGGCUCGAGCCGUUCCAACAAGAGAAAUCUUGUUUUCAAUCAAAUUACCGGAAAUUGACGUUUUCGUUCAUACAACGGAUGCGUCUGCAGAAGUUGAAGCUAGACUGAUCGGAACACAUUUCCAAAAUGGAGCAGCACACAACACGUUUGAACUAUCGAUUGAAGGGGCAGAAACCUACUUCCUAGAGCCACAAACGUCGGCGAGUUCAGAUGACGAGCAAAAAGAAAGCGAUAGUGACGCUGGGGAUCGGAAGCGCUCUACUUUGAUGCAAAGUACGAGCCUGGUAUUUUACGGGCAAAAGAUGGUGGAAGGAUAUCUGGUACCGAAGUGGCAGAUGAAGUGUACGUCACCUCCUAUCCAGUUUUCAAUGUCUAGCGAACAAUAUCAACAACUUCUGCUGGCGUCGGCAGAAUGGCAAGGUCCAAGUCAGCAAAUAGAAACUACGAAAGCCGGCAAAGCUGCUCUGUUUGUGGCUGAAGACGAGCGUCUCAAUGUUGGCAUUUCUAUUCCACAAAUACUGAUUGAUUUCAAUGGUGAAGGACCAAUCCAGGAAGCGUUAAGCGCAGCAUCAACCGAAUCGGAGGAUAUCACGGGUUUUGAGCUGGAUAUACGAGACUUAAACGUUAUGGCAAGGUUUUCAUCGGUUGCCCAAGCCGCUGCUGUAGACAUGAGUGCAGUGUCACUCGUGAAAUGCGUAAAGCAGAAGCUACCGGACAAUGAGGCCGGUGCUGCUAGCUUGGAUGCAGCUGCAGAGGAGUCUGAAGUCGUAAAUUCAUCGAUUCCCACACCACUGCCAACCGCUACAGACACAGUAUCUUCAGCGUAUGACCCGUGUACUGGAAUUCGCAUUUGCAAGCUGCUUGAGCUGCGUGGAAAAACUAGUUUCAUGAUAUCUAGUUCCGAACCACUGAUGGGCGAAGUCAACAUUGAGCAAGCUGCGUUGUACUGGGAUCACGAGCUGCUCGUUGCUCUCGUUCGUUAUCACUCCAAGUCUCAGAUCGGCAAACAGAAUAAAGGUGUUCCCCUGAAAUCAGCUGAAACUGCGCCGAUACACGUGGCUCGCUUUGCUUGUCAAGUUCGAGUCCAGCGAUGGUUCGCGUUUUGCAUGCCGAAAGCUUGUAGGCUGGAUCACAUUUCGUUUGCACUUCGUGGAACUGAUCUCCUCAUGGAUAUUUCAACGCUUGAAACCGAGUACAUACGUGUUAAGCUCGAUAGUUCAGGCGAGAUUCAACUGAUAUCAUCUCGUCUGAAGAAAGUCAAGUCUGAAAACGAUACCGAGGGUGAAGUAGUGCCAAAUGAUGUUUUUUCAGAGGAAACACACGUCCUUCUCCGAGCACAAGCUCCUGUUAGAGUUAUACUCGAGUCUGCUGGUUUUAACUCAUUGAAACACCGUGGCGGAGCUGCAGCCCACUACAGAAUCGAAGGAGAAGAGGUGCAAGUGAAUUAUCUGCACUCAUACUGGUCUCCGUUCCUGAAUCACAUAACGAAAGAAAUCGCUGGCUUUUCACGGUGGACGGACUUGCUGAGGGUGCCAGCUGGAAUGCAAACGCUUAACGAACGAUUGAAUCUCGAGUUAGAGAUAGCUCAUGUGAGCUUGUUACUACCAACGUGUGAGACCGAAGGCAAGCAUAAAACACCCUCAGACCAUAUCGAACUCGACAUUCGAGGUAUUUCAUCAUCAUCGCGAGCCUAUCCAGAAAACACGGCAUUGGAACAGCUCGGUGUUCAAAUCAAGAAUGUACAGAUACUUGCGGUGAUGACCGGACCUAAGAGACCGAAUCAAACGAGCACCGAUGAGGAAGCGAAUAAGGACGAAGCUUCAGUGCGUCACUACCCUCUUGGGCAAUUUAGUGAUGUUUUUAUCGAGCAUGUGGCCGUUCCGUUUACAUCACCCGGUAAUGAAGAAACCAAAGACGGUGAAGCAUGCGAGAACGAGUCUUCGGUGAUCGACAUCACGACCGUUUUGGAAGAAAUGGAGAAAAUGUGCAGUCACGUAAUGGUUUAUUUGUCGUCUCGAAGCAACUGGUUCAGCUCCACCCAAGAAGAAAACAGUGCUGCAACAAAGGCUAGAUUGGCAUUUAAUCCUUACCAGUUCGAGCUCCUGACACGAAUUCUCAACAAUAAUUUUGCGAUUCUUCCACCCCCUGUAAUUCGCAAUUCUACCGACGCAGAUGAAGUGAAAGUGACGGAUAUGACAUUCGAUCUUGGAGUUCUACAGCUAGAUCUUCUUGAUCCCCUUGACUCUACUAUUGACAAUACCGAUUGCGACCAACCGUCAAGUGGCACGACAAUUGCUCGAAUUUGCCUUGAACGAGUCCAGAUAGCGGUGGAUGGCUUCGCAUCUCUACGAUCUCAAGUCCGUGCAUCCUCAUCUAAAGGUGCACUGUGGAAGGUUGACUAUAGCGAAGAUGAAUCACCUGACGACGAUGUAAAAUCUGAAGUGCGCACACUAUCUGGCAGUAUAUUUUCGUCGUCAGUCGACGAUAUUUCGAAGCAAGGUAUCGACGUAGUCGUGGAUCGACGUGCUCCUUCGUCAGAUGUUGCUGUUCCUCCUAAAGAUAUUCGCAUCCAUUUGGAUGUGUGCGAGCUAUUACCCGAAAUCGUCGAGUUUGGACAAAGACUCCGAUACUUCGCCUCCAUUGAAUCCGAGCUAUCGGAGAAAAUCGAACGCGCUGAUGCCUCUUUGGACGUUUCCAUUACGACUGGGAUUGUGUACUAUUUGGCUGCGGAAUGCGUUCCCAACCACAUGGAUGAGUAUGGUAUUGAAGACGAAAUAUCUCGUCGACUGUAUCCCCAUGAAGCAACAUUGAAAAUGAUUGCGAGUGGAUGUAUCGUUGGACGGUAUCACAGUGACGAUCCUGAGAAUUCUAAGACACAAGUUUACGGUCGUAAUAUGUCAGUGAAAGUGAGCUCUGAAUGGCCACCAGAUCCAGCAGCCUUGGUCACAGAAGCUCCAGCCAGUCCAACAGAUUCGCCGACUAGAAAUGACGCAUCAGGUGGAGCUAUGGAAUCUCAGACUAAAUAUGAGCGCACUGUGUGUGAUGACUUUACAUUCGAUGUCGAGUUGGUCACUGCAGAAGAUGCUGAAGCAACGAUGGCCAUCAACUUGACUCAUUUCCACGCCGUCAUCUGUACUGUUGAUCUAUUUCUUUUUACUCAAGCCAAAAACGUGCUAGGAACGGAUGACGACGUCAGUGAAGACAAUACUAAAAGAGAAAAGACCGAAGAGGCUGGAAGCUCUGUAGAAGGAGAAGUAGAAGCUGAAUCGGAUCCUAAACAUGUGGAAUCCCAGUCAAGAUCGCUGGCUCCACCAGAGAUUGAAUUUCGGGAAGACAGUAUCAGUAUGGUUCAGUUAUUACUCGAAGAUACAAGCAUCACGCUUCUUAGACAAAGUGGACCGCAUUUGUCUCCGAUAGCGCGUCUUUAUACCUUCCGCGCUAUGUGCAAGGUGACCUACGAGGUAGGAGAACGAGUUGACGGAGUUGUCCCAACAUUAACGGAGGUAGCAGUGGAAUUCCCCGAUGAAAGUUUGAACGAGCCAAAUGCAGACGAUGGAGUCAGUAUUUGGGGAUUUAACACAGCGCUAGGUUCGUGGGAACCGAUCGUGGAGCCUUGGAUGUUUGAUCUUAUGGGCUCUUUAACUCGCGAUGAAACAGGAGAGGUGACUGCAAACCUGGAUUUCACUGGGAAGGAAGGCCACCCGCUCAAUGUCAACGUGUCCCCGGCGAUGAUUGACUCGCUGUGUCUGACGGCAAAAGCUUAUGAUGGAGCUUUACAUAGCGCACAUGCUCCUUAUGUAUCGCCAUCGAACGUCAUUUCAUCCGACUGCUACUUGGUAAACGAUACAGGAGCUCCAAUUACCUACUGGGUUACGCACGACAUCGGAAAUGCAUCGAGAGGGUUUACCUACGCGUCUAGACGAAAACCCAAGCGCGAAUUGCUGUCGAACCGAGCGAAAAUCGCUCUUGAGUUGUUGACAUCCAUUUCUCCGUCUUUGCGUGCUGAACAAACGGUUUCUUUCUGCUGGGACGACAACGAGUGGCAUCCGUUAACUGACAUUCCGAUUCGCAAUACUGGCAAGUACAUUUACGGCGUUCGUCCUCGACGUAUUGGUGGAGACAGCGAACAAGACAGCAAUGCGCAGGAGAAUUCGCACACUCCCGACGCUGUGACUUCACCAAUCCCACGACCACAACUUCUACAUAUCCUUCUCGACGUCUCUGCAGCGUCUGGAUGCCGAACAUUCACGAUAUCGUCAUUAGUUCGUCUAUUCAACGAAACGAACAUAGCAAUCGAUUGUGGUGUUCUUGAAGCCGAUGGGAAAACCAUUACGGAGAUUGGUACAAUUGAGCCUAAAGGCGCGUGCAGCGUUCCAUUCCGCUUUGUUCAGCAGAUUUGGUCUGUUCGAAUGUUCAUGAAGCCGCAUCAUUACCACUCGCCUGCCCAGUUAAGAAGUAAUUCCAAACUCUCAGCUGAGCCUCCGUCGGCUGACCGAGUACAUCGAUGGAGCAACGAGUUAUUUAUUAGCGAGAAAGAAAGCAGCACACUACACACCGCGUCGUGCUCACUUGUUCUCGAUGACUUCGCCUGCAAGUGCCAGAAGAUGUUUGACGGAUCGAUGCCAUUCCACCCGAGCCAAAUCUGCAAGGCCAACGGAAGUUUCUUCCACGCACACAGUCGUGUCUUCACUUCUUCAAAUGCGACCAGUCUACAGUAUGCUCAAUUGAAGCUGAUGUCUCCGCUAACGCUGGUUAACAACUGCGGUGUACCGAUUAUUGCCGUGCUGUUCACACUUAAAAAGGUUCGACGUACGGCUGGGGCAUGCGAAGAAGCUCAUCUGGUAUCGUCGCAGGUCAUCCCUCCACGUGGUCGAGUAGAUACACUGUCGUCUGCGCUCCAGGACGAGACCUAUUGCUCGAUAUCAAUGACAGGCUCCAGUUGGAGUCGUCUAUUUCGUAUUCCUAGCAUCCUGGACUCGCCUGAAGAAACAGCAAAAACUGCAACACCCGCUGCUGCUUUGAAGGCGAUUUCAGCGUUACCUUUGAAGCCUGGGAGUGACAACAAGAACGUGGUGUUGUCUCUGUUGGAUUUCCAGUCACGGACAGCUACGUUGCAUGUAUCAUUUGACAGCAAGGAGAUCCAUGAACGGAAUGCUGGACACUUCAUAAUCGUGCAACCACGCUUCUUGCUUCGAAACGCAACAUCGCUUCCUCUUAUUUUCUCACCUCAAGUGAAGUUGAUCGAGAAGAUCCCUGGUACGAAGUCGAUGAUGGCGCGGUUUGCCAAGUCUCCAUUCUCACCAUCCAGAAAGAAGCAGACGGAGGAAUGUUGCGGAUCAGCUGAGAUGGAAGCUAUUCAUGCGAAGCUCAAUGCCCUUCAAGACCAAAAGGUAUCAGAAGAUGCCAUAGAUGAGGACGAGCUGCAAGCACACUAUUAUUCUGAGGUUAGCGCGAUCAUGGUACAGCUGGAAGGUAACACGUUGCAGUCGUCUAGUGCCCAGGAUAUCAGUCUGGAAGUUGGAGCCAACACUUCGCUCCGUGUCUACAACGAGGCCACCAAACGUUAUCAUGAUCUUGUUGCUCUCUUUAAACAAGUGGGAGGAUCAAGAUCAAUGGAGGUGACGUUUGUCGAGCGGUAUCUAGUGCUCAACCAAACGGAUCAUGUGCUUUUAGCGUCUGCAGUAUCCGACAUCGCUACUAAGAAAGGAGCUGGUGACGACAAGAAAAUCCUUGCUGCUCCACCGCGAUCCACAUCCGAGUUCAGUUGGUGGAUGCAUUCUUCCGUUCCGUCGGACACUUGCGUUCGAUUGAAAGUACAAAGUUCCAGUAAUGAAGACAAGCAAGGCGAAGACUAUCAAUGGAGUGGUAAGUUCUCGCUUCACGACGUCAGUGAGACAGCAUUGAAGAUCAGUACUCCUGAUGCUUCUCGGAUUUGCGUUUUACGUGUCCAAGUUCGCGUGGAGGCAGCCGUACAAGUUUGUGUAGUGGUGACUAGCGAAGACGUUGCCGAGUUUCCGCUGUAUCGGAUCAUUAACUCGUGUGCACGAGAAACUAUUUGGUUCAAACAGAUUUUCGAUGGCGUCAAGAAAGACGCGUCGGCUUUCCAACGUGGCGUGAUGCAGAGCUUAGCACCAGGUGAAAGCGUGUGUUUCGGUUGGGAUGAAGCUUUUUUCUUAGGUAUCCCCAACCGUGAGAUCAGCGUCUGGUAUGCGCCAAAGGAUGGUACAACAUCUUCAGAUUAUCACAGUACAAUUCUUCUCGAUCAACCUGGAGAAUCGCAACAAAUCGAAAUACCAUCCAAAGCUGCGCUUCCGAAGGCACCAAGUCGGGUGUAUGUGCGCUGGCAUCUCCAAGGAGUUACCAAAACGAUGGUAGCGCAAGAUGUGCCGCUCAAUCGGAAGGAACGAGCUGGUAAACAGACUCGAGAACUGAUAGCAGCACACGGAGAAACGGAGAGAUCCACUACACCAGGCUUCACCUCUGAGGUGGUCGCUCACUUCCGCUUGCCACAUUUUGGCGUCUCAUUGGUGACCAGUACACCGGAUGAACUUCUCCUCUUCUCCGGUCAAGAUGUGGAUAUUGCGUAUGCCAACAUCAACAAUGAUCAUGAUCAAUGUGAAGUGAAAAUCGGAUGCUUCCAGCUCGACAAUCAGUUAAGUGAUGCAAUUUAUCCUGUAGUUAUCGCACCGAUCUUGAAGAAAGGUAGUGGAUGUGCUGGGUUCCGAGACGAAGGCACAUCAUCAUCGCCUGACAAGCAGAAAAGUACCGAAGUCCGAUCCGCACAUGGCACCGAGCCAACAAACGGAGACGAUGACAAUGGCGACAAACUCGAUGCGAAAUCUGGCUCACGAGCUCCUGUCAUUCGGCCACAUUUUUUCCACCUAUCGAUGCUCCGACUGAGCUAUGACGACAACAUGGACUACAUCAAGUACUUUUCUGCUAUGAUGCAGCCCGCUAGGAUCCAGGUCGACGAAGCUUUCUUACUUGCACUUGCAUCGUUUGUCACGGAUUGUUCAGCUACUUUGGAGAGGAAUUAUCCACCCGAGCGACGACGUCUUACCAGUGAAGCAUCAAAAGUGCAUUCCAAGUCCUCUGACAAAAGAUUCAAUGCUAACUCGGAGAGGAGAAUUUACAUUGAAACGCUGCAGCUUCAUCCCGUUAAGAUCCAGCUCAGUGUCACGAUACUAAACCAUUAUGGAGAAACCGAGGAAUCCGCAACAGGGCUGGCUUCACUGGUUAAACUCCCACUUGCAGUAACAAAAGCUCUGCUGAGCUCGACAUUCUCCCAGAUCGACAGUGCGACGCUGUAUCUGAAUGCGCUCCACCUCAACCACGCGUUCGCGUCUGGAGCAUUCUUGAUGUCGACGGUGCAGCAACACUACAUGCUGCAAGGAAUGCGUCAGAUUUACUCUUUGAUCGGCGCUGCAGACAUCCUGGGUAACCCUGUGGGUCUAGUGACGAACCUUGGCGUAGGAGUGAAGGAUUUCUUCUAUGAACCCGCUGCAGGACUCGUCACCUCACCACAGGAGUUCGUAUUGGGUUUAUCUCGUGGCACAACCAGUCUGUUCACUCACUCGCUGUAUGGAGCUUUCAACGCCGCUAGCAAAGUUACAGGCACUUUGUCGGAGGGUAUCGCAACUUUGUCAUUGGAUCGUAAAUAUCUUGCCGAACGACGAGCUCAAGGACCACGAAAGCAAGUAGCCACGCACAUUGGCACAGGACUUAUUCACGGCACGAAGCAGCUUGGUAAGGGCAUAUUCGCCGGUGUCACGGGUGUCAUUACUGCUCCAGCUCAAGGAGCAAUACAAGGUGGUCUUCCAGGAUUUAUCGAGGGAGUUGGUAAGGGAUUGAUCGGUGUAGCAGUCAAACCUGCAGCCGGUGUACUCGACCUAGCAGCCACGACAGCAGCAGGUAUCACUGCAACAACUUCAGCAUUAGACCGUCGUACUGGAUUGGGCAAAGAAGUUUAUCGUCGACGUGAACCUCGACUCCUCCGUGUGACAAGCGAUCAACGCGUUCGAGUGUAUACUCCUGCAGACGCAUUGGUAUCUCGCUUACUGCUGACGUUGCCGAUGAAAUUCAAGCUGCAGCUUCCCAACGAGCUGUAUGAUACGCAUAUCUUCCUACCUGGUGCUCGUAUUCUGGUGGCCACCUCGCUGCGUCUUCUUCUACUUGAAUUCGCGUCCGAAGGAACUCUUGCAACGCUGACAACGGCAAUCAUGUCAUCGACAUCUAUUCCACCGCCUUUGGUAGUCUGGAGUCACCCCUUGUCGAAGCUGGUAGGCGCUCAGCGUACACCAACAGGUAUUGCCGUGCAUAUAGGCUCGAGUGCCUUUGAUGCCGAGCUUAUGGGCUCUAAUGCUUCCGAAAAAGCGAAGGACGACGUUGCAACUUCGAUGCUCUCGGAUCUGGAGGAAUUAGGAGCGUCAGGUAUUGAUCGAGUGCAAGAGUUCCUCACAGACUUGGUCGUGAGGCACCAGCGAGCUACUGCUACGAGCUAUGGCACCGAGUAAACCAACUGGACUAGACAAUAUAUGAGCUGUGAAAAUCUUUCAUAUGACAAUCUUCGAGUCACUGA